Molecule: messenger RNA, 1972 nt
Organism: Arabidopsis lyrata subsp. lyrata
Lineage: Eukaryota; Viridiplantae; Streptophyta; Magnoliopsida; Brassicales; Brassicaceae
Exons: 3
Coding region: 254-1972 (572 amino acids)
Molecular function (GO): zinc ion binding
Source: RefSeq, a predicted model, not a curated record
AGUUCGAUAUCUUAAUCUCCCCGAUUCUGAAAGCUGGAGAUGUAUAACCCCAUCGUGCUGGGUUUACUCGGUUUACUGUAUAUCGAAACCUAAUUAAACCGACUAAACCUAAUUCGAACCGAAAUAAACCUAAUUACUACCCGAUUACAACCCGAUUUCAUUCACUUAACCCCAAAACGAAAUUUCUCGACGAACCCUAGAAACUCAGAAUCGAAAAUCGAAGCUCUUCGAUCUGCUGCUCAAAAUCUUGGAGAUGUCGGUAGUUCCUCAUGAUCCUGAUGUUCUCGGCGAAGCCGAAGCCGUCGGCGAUGUCGAUCCUGAAGCUAAUGACAGAGAUGAAUUUCACAUGGAAGAGAUGCUAAGGGAGUGGACCGACGAACCACCAAUCCGCCACGAUGUGUACCCGGAGAGUGAGAAUGAAGAAAACGACGACGAACCUGGAAGAUUUGAUACACAUGUAAGGCGUGGUGAUGGCCAUUUGUACUCGAAGCAGAGUUUCUUCAGUGGAGUUGCAUUCAAAGAGGCGGUUGUUGAUUACGCUCUCAGAACCGGAUGCAAUCUGAAGCAGUACAGGUAUGAUAGUGAUAAGAUUGGAUUCAAAUGUGUUGGAAAUGAUGGUAAGGAGGAUGGAGCUCGGUGUGAAUGGCAAGUUUAUGCGGCAAUACUUCCGAAGGAUCAAAUGUGGAAGAUUAGGAAAUUCAUUGACAAACAUAGCUGUAUCCCAAAUGGAGAAUGUGAGAUGUUUAAGGUGCCUCAUAUAGCUAGGUUGUUUGUCGACAAGAUUAGGGAUAAUCCCGAGUUCUACAUGCCGGCAAAGAUUGAAGAAAUCAUCUUGGAACAAUGGAAGAUUAGUGUGACUAGGAAUCAAUGUCAGUCUGCGAGGAAGAAAGCGUUACAGUGGAUUGAGAAGGAGUAUGAUGAUCAAUUUGCAAGGCUAAGGGACUAUGCGGCUGAGAUUGUAGAUUCAAACAAGGAGUCACAUGUUGAGGUAGAUUGUCUGACGACUGAUGAUGGUAAAGACAUCUUUAAUAGGUUCUAUGUUUGUUUUGACAGCCUUAGAAGAACAUGGAAGGAUUCUUGUAGGCCUCUGAUAGGUAUUGAUGGCUGUUUUCUAAAGAAUAAGGUUAAGGGACAGUUACUGGUAGCAUUAGGUAGGGAUGCUAACAAUAGGAUCUAUCCUAUAGCUUGGGGUGUGGUUAAGGUAGAGAACACAGACAAUUGGGUUUGGUUUGUGAAGCUGUUGAAAGAGGACUUGGGUUUAAGCAAUGGUGAAGGGUUCAUCAUGAUGUCUGAUAGACAAAAGGGUUUAAUCAAAGCUGUUCAGCUUGAGUUACCUAAUAUAGAGCAUCGGAUGUGUGUCCAACACAUCUAUGGGAACUUAAAGAAGACUCAUGGUAGUAAAACCAGGAGUGCAUGUACACCUUAUGUUGCCAAGUUUCUAGCUGGUGAACACAAGCUCGCUUCUACUGCCAAAGUAUCUACAAGCACCAAUGGAAUGUAUGAAGUGAGGCAUGGUUCUGAUUAUCACCGAGUAGACUUAAAGGCAUACACUUGUACAUGCAGGAAGUGGCAGAUCUGUAGCAUCCCGUGUGAGCAUGCAUAUGGAGUCAUUCUCUACAAGAAGCUUGAACCUGAGAACUUUGUGUGUCAAUGGUUCAGGACAGCAAUGUGGAAAAGAAACUACACGGAUGGCGUCUGUCCACAAAGAGGACCUAAGUUCUGGCCUGAGAGUCAUAGGCCUAGAGUCCAUGUGCCUGAGUCACCAGAAGGAGAAGACAACAAGAUGACAAAAGCUGAGAAAAAAAGGAAAAAGGGUUUGAAUGAGUCUCCUAGUAAGAAGCAGCCAAAGGCAAAGAAAAGAAUCAUGCAUUGUCGUGUUUGUGGGCAAGCUGAUCACAAUUCAAGACACCAUGCUAAAGAUAAGGUAUGUGAGAUUCUUGUUGUGUUUGUGGCAUUUGUUGGAUUAUACUAA